CUUGUCAUACAGCGGCAUUGGUUGUCGGUGAGACCCUGGCUCACACAGGUUUAGAGACGGCACAGUUCAACAGUAAGCUGCCAGUGCGAGGAUGGAGAUAUCUGUGAGUUUUAUGCUGUUACUGCUGCUCGGCGCGAUCGUCCCAAGUGAAAAUGUUGAAAGCCAGCAGCCUUUUCCUCAAGACAUCUACACUGCACUGAAAGAGAUGACCGCUUCGUUGGUUCAACUGAAGGCUGACAUCACGCUGUUGCAAAGAGAGACUCAAGGUCAAGCACAGUUGAAGACUGAAGUGAAAAAGCUGAAGCAAGAACAGCUAGAAACUGUCUCUGACUUUUCAGAACAAGCAGCACAGCUGAACACUAUUGUGGACAAGCUGAAUCAACAACAAAAAGUCGAACAGGUUGCAUUCUCAGCCUCUCUUCUGGCUGGAGGUAAAUCAGCAACUAUUGGACCAUUUUCCACGUACACUACCCUGAUCUUCAAACACGUUGUCACCAACAUUGGAAAUGCCUACAACCCAACCACAGGAGUGUUCACUGCCCCGUUGAGAGGAGCGUACAACUUUGAGUGGACGAUCGGUACAAAUGGAGACGGCAGCCAUCCUUCAGGUGCUAGCUUGUUCAAGAACUCAGAGAAUGUUUUCAUUGCAUACGAGCAACAGGCGAGCGGUUUUAUGAGUGCUUCUAAAGGCGUUACGCUGUUGCUGGAGGUGGGAGAUGUCGUGUCUGUGCGACUGUGGUCUGGCACUUUGGCGUUUGACAAUGCAAAUCACCACACCACCUUCAGUGGACAUCUGCUGUUCCCCAUGUAAGGCAGAAACAGCAGCUCUGUGAUAGUCACACAGGUUUUUUUUAAACAAGUCUUCAUAGCACUUCAUAGAUUUAAACUGAUUUCAUCUGCA
Molecule: messenger RNA, 901 nt
Organism: Perca flavescens (yellow perch)
Lineage: Eukaryota; Metazoa; Chordata; Actinopteri; Perciformes; Percidae
Product: complement C1q-like protein 4
Exons: 6
Coding region: 92-811 (239 amino acids)
Molecular function (GO): protein binding
Source: RefSeq, a predicted model, not a curated record